UUUGUUGAGAAGCUCCGCCUGCAGAUGGCGCCACCCCGCAGAAUGAUGACUUCUAGCACAGCUGAUUUGCUGAACCAGAGGAGCAGAGGGAUCCGGGAUACUGGGACUUUACACAGAUUCUGCUUGAAAAUCCUCAGGAGCAUCACUCUUCAUGAAAACAGGAGCUUCAUUAAAGUUUGGAGCAAGACUUCAAAAACAGCAAUAAUGUACGACAGUGGUAGAAUCUACUUUGAUAAUUACCAGAACUGCUACAGUUGUGUCCACGAUCAGCCCCAGAAUUUAUACAAAUUCCCAAAGAAGUCCAAACAGCAGAAGAUUGAAGAUGCUCUGCUUUGUCAGAGCCCUCUUGACAAAACUUUAUCCUCUCCCUCUGAACAUAAACCCUGCCUCUUAGCUCUGACAGCAGAUAACUGGCUCUGCCGCAUUUCAGCUGAAACAGGAAAAGAGCUGCAGAGAAUUUAUCUCUCUCCUAAAUACAAGUACAGAUAUCUUGCCUGGAAUGUUCCACAAGAAACAUUUUACAUUAAAUCUGUUCAGAACAAAGAAACACCCUUGGCAAGACAGGCAGGUAUAUCGCAGAAUGUAGUCAUGCACAUGGCCAUUUUUCAUGUUUUCCCCUUGCAAAUUGUGGGGAUUUUGGAGAUAAAUAAAAAGGGAUUUGGAAGUGGUGUUACAGAUGUGGUUCUGUCCCAGGGUGUCCUUGCUGUGUCUUACAGUAACAAGUCAGUGAAACUGUACAGUUUUGAACACGUUGUCCAAAGAUGCUUAAUUGAAGAGUUGACAUUGGGACAGCAGAGUCCCCUGCUGGGACAUAGAACCGUCGGGGACGUUCCAUUUGGUAUCCCAGUUAACAUCCAGAUCACAGAACCGCCACCACUUCUUUUUGAGGCAUUCUCUCACAAUGGUAUCCAGAUCGGCGGCUUCCCUUGGCACUACAUUUACACUCCACCACACAAAAAACACAGAGGGACUCACUACAUCUCUGCACUCAAGGACAGCACUUUGGCAAAAAAUGGAAUCCAGAACAUGAACUGUUGCUCUCUUGAGAGUGACGUCAUCUUCUUCCAUCCAGCUGAUUCAGGGAGAGUCAUCCACAUUGGACCUAACACUAUAAAUGUGCUGAAAGUCAUUAGUGAACUAAACAGUCCUUUGCCAUCAGAGGUGCUAGAGGAUUACUCUCUGACAACACAUCGAAGCCAUCCGUCCCCUCGUGUCACCGUCACGUCUUCAGGCCGGACAGUGAGAUCGAGAUUUCAACAACUGGAUGAUGACCCAAUGCAGGAGACAUUUCGGUUGCUGGAAUACGAGGAUGAACUCGACCUUCUGGCCAUAGCGGUAACUAACGGGGAGGGCGAGGAGGGCAGAGCUCAUGUCCAACUGCAUGACAACCAAACAGGGCGGUUACAGCGAAAGAUUGAUCUGGAUGAGCCUUGGGAUGAGACUUAUCCACAUGAGCUGUUCUUUGACAGAGACACCAUUGUUCACAUUGAGCAAAAGGGCAGCCAGUUCUGCUGCUAUGUUUAUAAACUCAGGACCAUCACUAAAUGACAAAAUUGACUGAAUGAUAUUGUGAUGUUUUUUCCAAUGUUGUAAAGUUAUUGGAAGGAGUAGUAAACUUGUGGAUACUUGUAUAUUUUAUUUUGUCUGAAUAUCUGUUUUCUUUAUUGUAAAUUUCUGUAAUCACUAACAACUGCAAAAACUUUGU
Messenger RNA from Xiphophorus maculatus (southern platyfish), 1705 nucleotides. It is a transcript of the gene dcaf17, whose product is annotated as DDB1 and CUL4 associated factor 17. Gene Ontology annotation, cellular component: Cul4-RING E3 ubiquitin ligase complex. Gene Ontology annotation, biological process: protein ubiquitination. Lineage: Eukaryota; Metazoa; Chordata; Actinopteri; Cyprinodontiformes; Poeciliidae. The transcript is spliced from 14 exons. The record is from RefSeq and is a predicted model, not a curated record. The coding region runs from base 25 to 1548 and encodes 507 amino acids.